AUGCCUCCUAAGAAUAGAAAAUUUGAAUGUGAAAAUGAUAUACGUAAGAAAAAGAAAAAAAUUGAAGAGUUAAUUCAAUCUCAAGUAGGAGCUCUUGAUAAAUUUUUAAUCAAAGAACCACAAGUUUCAAAUGAAAGUCGUUAUGUUGAUAAUAUUGAUAGUUUGCCUAUUGAAAAUGGUAAUCUUGAUAGUGUGCCUAUUGAAAAUGAUAAUCUUGAUAGUGUGCCCAUUGAAAAUGAUAAUCUUAAUAGUGUGCCCAUUGAAAAUGAUAAUCUUGAUAGUGUGUCAAUUGUUGAUGAAGUUAAUAAUGAUGAUGAUGCCGAUGAUGAUGAUAAUGUUGAUUAUGAUAUAUUUGAUCCAAGAAAUUGGGAUCGUCUUCAACCUAAACUGAUUGAUUUAUUAGUUGUGAAAGAUCCUAAAAGAGAUAAUUCUAUUGUGAAGAGUCCUAGAGAUAGUUUGAAUAGACGUUUUACGGCUAAUUUGUAUACUAGAGCUUUAGCAAAUGGAGAGAAUGAGUUGAUUUCACUGCUUGGUUCUGCGAUUAAAAUUGAAAUCAUUAGAAAAAUCAAACAGACAAAGUAUUUUUCAGUGAUACUUGAUUGUACUCCUGAUGUUAGUCACCAAGAGCAGAUGUCUUUGAUAAUAAGAUAUGUGGAUAUUUCUUCAGCUUCUGUUAGUAUUGAAGAAUCAUUUUUACGAUUUUUGAAUGUGAAUGAUACAAGUGGUCAGAGGCUUUUUGAUGUUUUACAAAAUGAAUUGAAAGAACUUGGUCUCGACCUAUUUGACGUGAGAGGGCAAGGUUAUGAUAAUGAGUCCAAUAUAAAAGGAAAACGCCAAGGUGUGCAAAAGAGAUUUUUAGACAUAAAUCCGAGAGCCUUUUAUACUCCUUGUGGUUGUCAUAGUCUUAAUUUGGCAUUGUGUGAUAUGGCUAACUCUUGCAUUAAAGCUAGAAUUUUUUUUGGAGUUGUUCAACGCAUUUAUACAGUUUUUGCCAAUUCUACUAAGAGAUGGCAAAUUUUGAAAGAUAAUGUAAAAGGGUUGACUCCAAAAUCAUUGUCAUCCACUCGUUGGGAGAGUCGUGUAGAAAGUGUCAAAGCUAUAAGAACUCAAAUAUUAGAAUUUACAGAAGCUUUGCUUGAAGUGUCAGAAAAUGAUCUUGAUCCUAAAAUACAAAAUGAAGCUAAAUCCUUAGCAACAAAUGAGCUUGGUGAUUUUGAGUUUUUGAUGGCUCUAAUUAUUUGGUUUGAAAUAUUAUCUGCAAUUAAUUCUGUUAGUAAGCUUUUAUAG
Lathyrus oleraceus (garden pea) is the source of this 1287-nucleotide messenger RNA. RefSeq lists its product as uncharacterized. Bases 1 to 1287 code for a protein of 428 amino acids. NCBI's taxonomy places the organism in Eukaryota, Viridiplantae, Streptophyta, Magnoliopsida, Fabales, Fabaceae. The transcript has 2 exons. The record is from RefSeq and is a predicted model, not a curated record.